GGUUCAAAUGAACCAGGCCUAAGUGUACGGAACUCUUCCCCGGCGGCCAGGGUGGAUGUGCCCAUGGAUCGCCGGCGUCUGGUGUGAGCCACUGCGGGACGUUUGGCACACCGUCCACGUCACCCAGAGGCAAAGCCUAAAGUGACCGAGACAAAAAAAAUGUGUGCACAAGCAGCGAGGCGAGGAAGGUAGGUUGGACCAACAUCUCAAGGUACCGGUAGUACUCCUAAAGAUCAGUUCAAAGCAAGCACAAAGGCAGGGUGCGACCCCCAUGCCAGCGUUAGCAAGCACAAACGCAUACCUUUCCCUUCCCCACGAAGAAACCUUCCGUCGAUGUUCCCCUGCCUCUCGCCUCCGCCGCCGUCUCCACCUUCCUCCCAUGUCGCUGCCGCUGAGCCCGCUUAACGCUGUGGUGGGACAUGUCGGUGGCCGGUUCUCGAGACCGGACGGCGCGGGGAGACUCCGAAGAAUUUCACCUCGCCCGCUCCCACCAGGGCGGGAGGGGGAGGGGACCUGCCCUCCGCCAUCUGCAACAUCAAGGCCUAUGCCACCCUCACCGACCAGCAAAAGGAGGAGUUAUGGAUACGGCGCGCUGACCUCUGGGUCGGCCAUCGAGGGUGUGCCGACUCAAAGUCAUGGGUCGCCCGACCGAGCCCAAGCUCCUUCCGAAGUCCAAGCUAAACCAGCGGUUCCGCGGCCUUCCGCCGCUUCCAUUCAAGUUCAGUUGGAGGAGACGCUCGAGGUUACCGAGAGCAGUGAGCUCCUUGUCAGCCAAACGAAGUCAUUGCUGGAGGCACGUGCUCGUCGGCUAGCCUUCUUUGGUUAUCGGUAUUAGUGGCGUGGAGGUGCAGGUUCUGAAGAUGAAUCCAGGACGUCAUUUCUCGUUCCGUGCAUGCUUCGGGCUAGGCAAUGGAAGCGGUGGUGGCCCUGUGAUUUACAAUGAGCAAGAUAUACGUAACAACCUUGGUGAUGGUGAUGUCAUCAGCAGCAUCGAUGGUGGCACCUGGACGUCUGAAUUGUACCGAGUUCAGCUGCAGGACACAUCCAGGGCGGUGAAGAAGCUGCAGAACGCUAGUGGAGCAGUGGAUGCUAGCCUCAACGACCGUUGGCAGUCGGAGGUGAACUUGCUGGACAGCAUUAGCCAUGACAACAUCAUCAGUCUUGCAGGUUCCAUUCCGAGGGACGACUACAUCCUGCUCGUCCUUGACCACAAGGAGAAUGGCAGCCUCUACCAGUGGCUGCACCCUGAUCCCACCCAGCUGGCUGCACAGGGGGUGCUGGGCUGGCAGACGAGGCGCGUCAUUGCCAUCGGCGGCGCCAAAGGGCUCUGCUCCCUGCACCACGGACGCGCACGCAACAACCCCAUCGUGCACCACAACAUCAACUCCGGCAGCAUCUUGCUUGACGCUAGCCUCAAGCCCAAGAUCGCUGGCCUCGAUCUUGCUCGGGUCAGCCUUGCCGGACCUGACCAGCCGGUGCCAGUCUGCGAGCCCACUGUUCUAAACAUGUUCGGCUUGACGGCUCCAGAAUAUGAAACUGUGGUGUACGCCAAGAUCGAUGUGUAUAGCUUCGGUGUGGUGCUGCUGGAGCUCAUCACUGGGCGGGUGGCCUACGACUACGAGUAUGAAGAUACCGUGGAUGGCCACCCCCACCUGGCAACCUGGGCAGGGAGGCAUUGCGACGCCUGUGACAUCGCCAUCCGAGAUCAAGCACGAUACUUCAAUGAGAUGGCUGCCAUGUUCAACCUGGGCGUGGAUUGCACCGUUAGGGAGCCGCAGGAGAGGCCUUCCAUGCGUGAGGUUCUCUACCGCCUCCGCAACCUUGGCCGUUGAUUCAGUCUCGCCGACGCCUGCCAUGUAUCUACUGCUGAUGUGAACUCGCAGGUUGAGUAUUACUGGUUGUGAAUUGUGAUUCAGUCGUGAGA
Molecule: messenger RNA, 1924 nt
Organism: Brachypodium distachyon (stiff brome)
Lineage: Eukaryota; Viridiplantae; Streptophyta; Magnoliopsida; Poales; Poaceae
Product: receptor protein-tyrosine kinase CEPR1
Biological process (GO): protein phosphorylation
Cellular component (GO): plasma membrane
Molecular function (GO): ATP binding; protein kinase activity
Source: RefSeq, a predicted model, not a curated record